CACACCACAUCGAGUGAUUGCCAGCGCUUCUAUAAGCACUCAUCCCACACCUAUCGACGAUUCGUGGCGUCGGCCCCUGUCAGAACUCUCGGGCAAUGGGGCGCGUUCGAUGAAUUACCUAGGGUGUGUGGAAUAGAGGUUGGAAGUGGUGCUCGAUGGGGCCCGGGGCGCUGCGGGGCCCCGCGAUUUGCCCUGGAAGGGGAGGGACCUCCCAAAGCCGUCGCAAGCCGACGCCGCCGUCAUCCACCUCCCAAUCUUCGCAUUUCCACCCGCAUCUCACGCCUACUUGCUCCUAACCAUGCACGGCGACCCUCCGUGAAAGAGACUGGCAGAAGGAGACCUCGACUCCCCCAUCGGCAAUGAAGCAUUCGUCAUUCCGCACCCUCUCGAGGGCAUUGGCGCGUGGUUCGCCUCUCUCCCCGUCCGCCCCUGCGCUCGUCUGCUCCCAACGCCGGCGGCAGUACUCGACUCACCCGCCCAAUGCGAGGCUGAACCUACCUAUCGACUACUCGACAACCCCGUUGCUGUCUCACACAUCACAAUCCGCCCUGAGCAACCCCGAGCUGCCGCCAGAGGUGCGCAAUGGAACGACGAAGCGCCUGAACCUCUUCCAGGCCAUCAACGACGCGCUCUCGAUCGCCCUCGCCGAGGACGAGUCGGUCAUGAUCUUCGGCGAGGACGUGGCCUUUGGCGGCGUCUUCCGCUGCACCGGCAAGCUGGCCGAGACGUACGGGGCCGACCGCGUCUUCAACACGCCGCUGACCGAGCAGGGCAUCGUGGGCUUCGCCAUCGGGGUCGCCGCCGAGGGCAUGCGGCCCGUCGCCGAGAUCCAGUUCGCCGACUACGUCUACCCCGCCUUCGACCAGCUGGUCAAUGAGGCGGCCAAGUUCCGCUACCGCGACGGCGCCUGCGGCCGGAGCGUGGGCGGGCUAACGGUGCGCAUGCCCUGCGGCGGCGUCGGCCACGGCGCUCUCUACCAUUCGCAGUCGCCCGAGAGCCUGUUCACACACAUCCCCGGUCUGCGGGUCAUCAUGCCCCGGUCGCCGCUCCAGGCCAAAGGGCUGCUGCUGUCGGCCAUCCGCAGCAACGACCCCUGCGUGUUCAUGGAGCCCAAGAUCCUGUACCGGGCCGCCGUCGAGCAGGUCCCCACCGCCGCCUACACGCUGCCACUGUCCAAGGCCGAGGUGCUCAAGGAAGGAUCCGACGUCACCAUUGUCUCCUAUGGUCAGCCGCUGUACAAGUGCGAGGCCGCCCUCAAGCAGGCCGAGAGGGACCUGGGCAUCUCGGUGGAACUGAUCGACUUGCGGACCAUCUACCCGUGGGACAAGGAGACUGUCUUCAAGAGCGUCAGGAAGACCGGGCGGUGUCUUGUCGUCCACGAGGCCAUGAUCAAUGCUGGCGUCGGGGCUGAGGUGGCUGCAGCAAUCCAGGAAGACCCGGAUACCUUCAUCAGGCUAGAGGCCCCGGUUGCUCGCGUGGCCGGGUUCAGCAUACAUACGCCCUUGAUGUAUGAGGCCUUCAAUGCACCAGACGUUGCGAGAAUAUAUGACAACAUCAAGAAAGUCCUAGAGUAUUAAACCUAUUCCGAAGAUAGGGUAUAUGACGAAGCCAGUUCGCUGCGUAAAAGCGAUCGAUCGCGUUGAGAGAGAGGCGUGGCGUUGGCGGGGCGGAGUGGCGCAUUUUCGGCAGAAAUUGGCAUUAGGCUUAUAGUUAAGACACCGUGUGCAAUGCAAAUGGUCGUCACUGAAUAUAAAGCAAUCGCUUAUAUCGUCUGAAGCUUGGCGAUUUUAGGUUGAGUUCAGGGCUUCCUUUGAGCGGGACACAGCUGCUCGAUAUCAGAUGAAACUCGGGCGGUUUCUCUCUCCCCUGCCCGCUGUUCUUGGCACUCCUGGCUGCGGCCCGCAUUGUGCCCCGCAU
Messenger RNA from Thermothelomyces thermophilus ATCC 42464, 1917 nucleotides. RefSeq lists its product as uncharacterized. The record is from RefSeq and is a predicted model, not a curated record. NCBI's taxonomy places the organism in Eukaryota, Fungi, Ascomycota, Sordariomycetes, Sordariales, Chaetomiaceae. The coding region runs from base 360 to 1577 and encodes 405 amino acids. The transcript is spliced from 2 exons. Gene Ontology annotation, molecular function: catalytic activity. Gene Ontology annotation, biological process: response to nutrient; branched-chain amino acid catabolic process.